Labrus mixtus (cuckoo wrasse) is the source of this 1433-nucleotide messenger RNA. RefSeq names its product RNA (guanine-7-) methyltransferase (gene rnmt). Gene Ontology annotation, cellular component: nucleus. NCBI's taxonomy places the organism in Eukaryota, Metazoa, Chordata, Actinopteri, Labriformes, Labridae. Gene Ontology annotation, biological process: 7-methylguanosine mRNA capping. The transcript is spliced from 12 exons. Gene Ontology annotation, molecular function: mRNA 5'-cap (guanine-N7-)-methyltransferase activity. The record is from RefSeq and is a predicted model, not a curated record. Bases 4 to 1278 code for a protein of 424 amino acids.
AAUAUGACGCAGGCACAGCCGGAAGUUACGCACAAGGCACGCGUCCUGCCUGCAGAGCACCUCACAACGAUGGAGCUUCAGUCGGAGGAGACACCUGCUGUGAAGGAGGGAGGAGGAGCAGAAGCGUCAGGAGGAGGAGCAGAAGCGGUAGGAGGAGGAGAAGCGGCAGGAGGAGGAGGAGCAGCAGCAGAAGCGUCAGGAGGAGGACGACGGGAGUCAGGGCGGAAGAGGAGACAUGAAGAAGAAGAGGAGACCUCACCCGCCAAGAAGAAGGUGACAGAUCACGGGCUGAAGGUGGCAAGUCACUACAACAGUCUACAGGAGGUAGGUCUGGCCGCUCGAAGUCGAAGCAGGAUCUUCUUCAUGAGGAACUUCAACAACUGGCUGAAGAGCGUUCUCAUUGGUGAGAUUCUGGAGCGAGUUCGAGGGGCGGGGCCUCAGAAGAUAUCAGUGUUGGACCUGGGGUGUGGGAAAGGAGGAGACCUGCUGAAGUGGAGGAGAGGGGGGAUCAACCACCUGGUCUGUGCUGAUUUGGCGGGAGUUUCAGUGGAGCAGUGUCAGAGCCGCUACGAGGACAUGAAGAAGAAAAGUCACUUUAACGAGGAAAUCUUCAGCGCUCAAUUUAUCACCGCCGACUGUACCAAGGAGGUUUUGUCGGAGCAGUUGGACGACCCUGAACUCAUGUUUGACAUCUGCAGUUGUCAGUUUGUUUAUCAUUACUCGUUUGAGAGCGAGCAGAAGGCUGACAUGAUGCUGAGAAAUGCCUGUGAGCGUCUAAAACCUGGAGGUUUCUUCAUCGGAACCACACCAGACGCCUUCGAGCUUGUUAAACGCUUGGAGGCAUCGGACUCUCAGUCGUUUGGAAACGAGGUUUUUAAAGUUUCCUUUCAGUCUAAAGGUGUCUAUCCGCUGUUCGGGUGUCAGUAUCACUUCAGCCUCGAGGACGUCGUCAAUGUUCCAGAGUUCCUCGUCUACUUUCCUCUUUUUGAACACAUGGCCAAGCGCUACAACAUGCGUCUGGUGAUGAAGCAGAGAUUCUCUGAGUUCUUCGAAGAGAAGGUGAAGAAGGAGCAGCAUCGCAGCCUUAUGAUGAAGAUGGGGGCUCUGGAGCCAUUUCCUUGUGAAGAUGGAGGGCAACAGGCUUCAGACAGCACAGGAGAGUACAGCCAUGCUAAAGAGCACUGCAGCAGAGCCAGACAGCCACUGGGCACUUUGAGUAAAUCUGAGUGGGAAGCAACAAGUAUCUACCUGGUGUUUGUUUUUCAGAAGAUGUCCUGAUGCUGAAAUUGAACUGUUUUUCUUUGGUUUAAACUCGCCUGCUGUUUUUACUUUGUGUUUGUACAGUGUUUACCUGUUUCCUUUCUAAUUCUUUCAUAAACUGUGAACUGUAACAAGUUUGUUGGAGAAUUGAAUUAAAUCUGAAAUUAAACUCA